Messenger RNA from Astyanax mexicanus (Mexican tetra), 6050 nucleotides. Its product is annotated as von Willebrand factor D and EGF domain-containing protein. Gene Ontology annotation, cellular component: extracellular region; cell surface. Bases 43 to 5754 code for a protein of 1903 amino acids. The record is from RefSeq and is a predicted model, not a curated record. The transcript has 35 exons. Gene Ontology annotation, molecular function: signaling receptor binding; calcium ion binding. Gene Ontology annotation, biological process: anatomical structure development. Lineage: Eukaryota; Metazoa; Chordata; Actinopteri; Characiformes; Acestrorhamphidae.
CGGGGCUGUCCGGACUCGGCUCGUGCUUUUAGAUGGGAGCAGAUGACUGCGCUGGGAGCGCGAGGCUGCAGCAUGUUUCUGAGGGGAUUCCUGCGCGCGCUUUCGCUCUGCGUCUGCGUGCUGCGCGCGGAGCUGCUGGCGAGUCCAGCUCCAGAGUGUUAUCCGGGAGGGUACCGGACAUUGAGGAACCCGUACCGCAGUGUUCACUUCGACUCCACAGAGCUUCAGAACACAGCCAUACAGGACCUGAUCUGUGACCACUCGCUGGAGCCGGGAUGGUACCGCUUCAGCAUCAACAACAAGCCUGCAGAGAUGCCCACCAGCUGUGUGGAGAUGAAUCGUUGUGGUACACAGGCUCCGGUAUGGUUGUCUCUGAAGGACAUGUCUCUGCCACGGCCAGGAGAAGUCAGGCAGCUCUCGGCCUGUGCCACCUGGCAGUUCUUCCACGGUAGCGCUAAAGACUGCUGUCUGUUCCGCAUCCCCGUUACCGUCCGCAACUGCGGCCACUUCCUGCUCUACUACCUGCAGCCCACGCAGGGGUGCAUGGGUUACUGCGCUGAAGUGGUUUUAGAGUUUACUCCUAAAGCCUGCCUUCCGGGAGAAGUGGAAGUCAGCGGAGUCUGUAAAGCCAUCGCCCCCCCUCUGUCCUCCAAGCCAGUGGUGACGGCAGAGCUGGUGGGCAGUAGUGUCCAUCUGCGAUGUUCGUACGGUGGAGUUGCGAGCGGACGGCCCCUGGGUUACGAGGUGGUGUGGGGCCGCUAUUCCUCCAACAGUAUGAAGGUGGAGGUGAGGAGGGACAGAACCAUUCAGCUCUAUUCCCGGGUGGAAAUGGACGGACUUCACUUCAGACUGGGGGAAACGUUCUCCUGCAGUGUCUCCACGUACCUGCUGAACUCCUCCAGCGUCCAGUCUGCAUCCAGAGAGAGCGCUGGUUUCUUUACCGGGAUUAAGUUUGUUCCAGACGUUCUGCAGAUCCGUGAGGAUGGUAAAGAACACACACUGGCUGUGCACAGUACUGUACCGAUCUCUUGCUAUGGGUCAGAACCAAAUCAUCAGUGCAGACUGACAUUACAGCUCAGUGUCCAAGAGCCAGACAGUUUAUUAGCUGCAGCUCCAAACAUGGCCUUGACCUCUUGUCAGGUGGAGCUGGUGUCCCAGCCGUGUCGGGAUGGUGUUUGUGCCCAUGGUACUGUCACAGUUACCGCAGUGACGGAUUUCACUCGUGAUGGGAACCGGCAGAGCCUCCUGACCGCCCGGCCCACAGCCACCAGUCCACGGCUCUGGAGAGGAUACUCACCCCCACCACUGAAGAUCACAGUUCAGGACGUCCCCACCAGCAGCUGUUACUCUCUCACUGACCCUCAUGUCCUCACCUUCGAUGGCAGGCGCUUUGAGAACCAGCAGACGGGCACAUUUGUGCUCUAUAAAGCAGUCAAUCGAGUGUUCGAGGUUCACACACGUCAGUGGGAUUGCGGCAGUCGGCACUAUCCAGUGUCCUGUACCUGUGGCCUGGCGGUGCGAGAGGGCAACGAACUCGUGACCUUCGACAUGUGUAACGGCCAUCUGCAGGAGACACGCCCACAGCUGUCAAUCAAAGCCUUAGGAUCUGCCUCAACCAACCAGGUCAAGAUUCACGAGACGCAUCAGGGAAAGAAGAUGACGAUCCUGUUCCCCUCCGGAGCGUUUGUGCGAGCAGAUGUCGGAGACUGGGGAAUGAGUGUUUCCGUCAGAGCGCCGAGCCAAGACUUUAACGGCACUCUCGGCCUGUGCGGAACUUUCGACAGGAACACUCAAAACGACCUCCUCGGUCCAGACAGCAAAGUCCAUCAAAGCAGCAACCUGGAGAACUUCAUACAGGACUGGAGGUUGGAGCCGGGGGAGAGUCUGUUCGACCAAACGCCGACCGCUGAGGCUGAGCAGAUAACGAGGGGCUUCUGCACCUGUCAGAGCGAAUACGGCCCUCAGAGCGUCCAGGAAGCUUCACCAGAACUGUCGGUCACCCCUCACUGCUUCUCCUGGGACCACGUGGACAAGACCUCGCUCUUCCCCUACCGAGACGCCACAGCCGAAUUUACGAUCCACCGGCCGGAGCUUAGGAGCGACCUUACUGUGGAGGAGCUGAGGAUGGACUUGCUGUUUGACCCGGUGAACCCUCAUUUCAAUAGUUUCAGAGAAGCUGCCUUUGAGCCCCUUUUAGGUCACAGAACCAAAAGGCACACCCAUCCUCAAGCCCUCCAGAGCCUCAGCCACAUCGACCUGGACAGCGUGGCGUAUUUCUUCCCUGAUGACCACCUUUCCUCAGACCGCCCCAUCACUCACCCUUCCUGGCCCACUCCUGGAGGCCUCACCUCAGCCAAAGCGCUGGAGCUCUGCCGGCUAGCCCUGGUAAACUCUACCGUGGGCGUGGCCUGCGGGGGUCUCCUAGGCCGGCGGCUGGAGGAGGCCGUGGACCUUUGUGUUCUGGACCUCCAGCUGAAGGAUGACCUGGCCUGGGAGGACGCCCUGAUGCCCUUUCUGGAGAAUGAGUGCGAGAGACGCUGGCUGGAGAACAGAGCCUCUGUGUCCGGAGCAGCAGAGGUGGACGUGGCGAUGGCCCUGCGGUGUCCGAACCUGUGCAAUGGAAAAGGGAAGUGCAUGGAUUGGGGCUGCCAGUGUGAUUCGGGACACAGCCACUACGACUGCAGCCUCACCAUCAGCCAGCCGAUCGAACUAACUGAUCUGGAGAACAGUGGAGUGUGUGAUGUCCGUGCUCUGGACUGUAGCACCGUGAGAGUGUUUGGACUUGGGUUCAUCGACUCACCAAAACUGACCUGCAUUGUCACCAAACUCACUCGUGUGAAUGAAGACUGGAUCGGUGGAGAGGAGCAGCAGACUAAAGCCUUGUUCCUGAGCUCUAAGGCUGUUGACUGCACGGUUCCCCGCCUCAGCAGCAUGGCCAUAGACACCAUAGACUUCUUGGCUGAGGAGCAUCCGUACGCACGAUGGGAGAUUAAAGUGUCUAAUGAUGGAAGUGUGGUCAGUAAUCCGAAGGUUUUGACGCUGUAUGAUGGUGUGUGUCAGCAGUGUGCCCCAACCCCAUCUGGACUCUGUAAGAUAAAGGACAGGACAUGUAAUAUAGAGGGAAUGUGUUUUUCGGACGGAGAUGUCAGUCCGUCCAGCCCGUGUCUCCUGUGUAACUCCACUGCAUCCAGAUACACAUGGACUAUUAAUCAAGCAAACCAGCCCCCCUCAUUCCUGCCCCCGCGGGAUGUCCUGCGCUCGUUCUAUGGAGAGAAGUUUGUGUUCCAGCUGACGGCCGCGGACCCUGAGGGCUCAGCCCUGCUGUUUCAGCUGCAGACAGGACCCCCGGGGGCUUUGCUCAGCCCUGCAGGACUACUGACCUGGAGCGUCUCCACAGAGACCACACACACCUUCAGUUUCAGCAUCACUGACGAGUGUGACGCUCAGAGCACACACAGUGUUCAGGUGAGUGUGAGGCCCUGCGGGUGUAUGAAUGGUGGUACGUGUGUGACCAAUGUGGAGCGUCCGGCGGGAAACGGAGAAUACCUGUGUGUGUGUCCUUCUGGAUUUGGUGGGGACCUGUGCCAGGAGGAGACUGACGUCUGCAGGUUGAAUCCGUGUGGAGUAGGAGUGUGUGUGAACAUGACUGAGGGAUUUCAGUGCUUGUGUCCCGCUGGACUGACAGGACGGACAUGUCAGGAGGAUGUGAAUGAGUGUAUGGGAAUGGUGUGUUUUCCCGGUGUCCACUGUAUCAACACCUUCGGAUCGUUCACCUGUGGCAGCUGCCCUUCAGGCACACAUGGAGAUGGCAUCACCUGCACAGCUGACCGGGUCAUUCCUCCCGUCCCCAGCCCCCCUCCUCCCUCAGUCCGAGCGGUCAGCAGCACAGCAGCUCCACCCAGACCAGUCCUCGUCUCUAACUCACACACUCAGCACACUGACCCUGAAGUGACCAGACAGGUGUCCAGCCGCGGACAGAAAACUGGUGUUUCUCAGGUGCAGAAUGUGACCUCCAAGUGUGCGAGCAGGCCAUGUUUUCCGGGUGUGAUGUGCAUCGACCUGCGCCCACCGUAUGUCGGCUUUGUGUGCGGACGUUGUCCCCCGGGAUACCACGGCAAUGGACGCACUUGCACAAGAAACCCAAAGCAUAUAAUUCCUCCUCUAAGCCACAGCCUCAUCAGAGACUCCAGCGCCUAUCCAAAAUCACCCCACCUUCACUUGCCCUCCACAGACGUCGGUCACACCCACAGACGUCCGUUGAUGCAUGCAAGGACCUCAGCCAAUCGGAUUCCGGAACAUAAGCCCCUCCUCCUAACCCCUGCUCCAAUCACUGCCAGGAAAGAGGCAGCAGCGCUUCAUUUACGCCACGCUCCUCUCAGCAGGGCUAGCCCACAUUCCAACACCCUACCUGGGACGUCCAUCCAAGCGGGCGGAUUUGUUGGCGUUACGCCUAAAGCCACCCCAAAAGUAACCCCGCUUCUCAAGCAGUUACCACGGCAACCAGGCGUGGUCACCUCUGCCCGCUUGAGGCCGCUGACCGCCGCACUGACCUCUGUGACCUUUGCACUCUCAGAGUCCGAGUUUUCAGCAGAUGGAGAUUUGGGGGUCAGUCUGGAAGAGGCCGGAGAGCCUCAACCACUGAACCAGGCAUCCUUCACCACUGUGGGUAAGCAGACCCACUCUCUGGCUAUGAGCAUCCACCCCAGCACCCAGCACAGCCGGAACCUCGUACCUGCACAUGUGAAGGGCAGGGGGGUGAUCUGCGGGGAUGUCAUCUGUUUCCCAGGUGUGCAGUGCAUAGGGGAGCGGUCUCUCAGGUGUGGCCGGUGUCCAUUAGGCUACACUGGAGACGGAAGCACAUGCAGAGCUGUAUGCAGGCACUCCUGUGCCAGGAACAUGGAGUGUGCAGCACCAAACACCUGCCGCUGCAAACAAGGAUACACCGGCCUGGACUGCCAAACAGCCAUCUGCAGCCCGGCAUGUCAGAGCGGAGGAGAGUGUAUCGCUCCCGGAGUGUGUGAGUGCAAAGAAGGCUAUCAUGGAGAAUUGUGUGAGAGAGCUCUCUGCAGCUCCCCCUGUCUGCAUGGUGGUUCCUGUGUCGGUCGGGACACCUGCUCCUGUCCCUACGGCUUGGUCGGACGAAGAUGUGAAACAAUGGUGUGUAACCGUCACUGUCAGCACGGCGGCAAGUGUGUGUCACCUGAUGAAUGCGAGUGUCAUCCAGGCUGGACAGGACCAUCAUGUGAGACAGCACUGUGUGACCCGGUGUGUGUGAACGGUGGUGUGUGUGUCCGUCCAAAUGUUUGCUCAUGCCAACACGGAUUCUAUGGAGCACAGUGUCAAAAUGCUGUGUGCAGUCCCGCCUGUAAGAACGGUGGUGUGUGUGUGCGUGAAGGUGUGUGUUCUUGUGCUCAGGGCUACUCCGGCACACACUGCGAGAAGAGUGUGUGUGAGCCCGUGUGUAUGAACGGCGGCAGGUGUGUGGGUCCGGGUGUGUGUGACUGUGUGUCGGGUUGGAGAGGGAGGCGGUGUGAUAAACCGACUUGCCUGCAGAAGUGCCUGAACGGAGGAGAGUGUGUGGGACCGAACACCUGCCACUGUAGUCCAGGGUGGCAGGGAACACUGUGCCAAACACCGAUCUGUGAGCAGAAGUGUGCGUUUGGGAGUCGGUGCAUUAGACCUAACGUGUGCGCCUGCAGGACGGGAUACACGGGCGUGCUCUGUGAUAAAAAGCUUUCCAUUCAUCACGGCUGAUUGAAGAGGAAGGAGCCUGUAGUGAAGACACUGGCCACACCUUGGUGCUUAGCAACCGGACCCAGAUAGCGCAUCUCACUUGUAAAUAAGUGCAGCCUAAUCACAGAUAUUAAUUUAUAUAUAAGGGUAUCAGAUUUUGUACAUUUUUGUAAUGUCUUGUGGUUCUUAGAAAGUUUGAAUUCACAUGGUUAGAACCCAGACGGAACCCAAAUAUUCUGUCAUUGUUUUUGUUUGUUUGUCUGUUUGUUUGUUGUUGUUUUUUAUUAAUAAAAAUCAUGUCUAGUUAUCUAAGCUAA